Klebsormidium nitens is the source of this 15777-nucleotide messenger RNA. Lineage: Eukaryota; Viridiplantae; Streptophyta; Klebsormidiophyceae; Klebsormidiales; Klebsormidiaceae. The record is from the annotation of a GenBank genome assembly.
AUGGCAAGUGGCGUUGCUCAGGAUUUGCAGGAGAACUGGGAGGAUUUCGGCCAAAAAGUGGACCUGACACAGAGGAUCAGGGAGGUGCUGCAGAACUAUCCCGAGGGCACCACAAUCCUCAAGGAGCUCAUCCAGAAUGCUGACGAUUCGGGGGCCAGCAAGGUGAUUGUGUGUCUUGAUCGGCGCCACCAUGGCACUGAACGGUUGGCCUAUGGCGGCCUCGCACCGUUCCAAGGGCCCGCGCUUUUGGUGUACAACAACUCAAUUUUCACAGAAGAGGAUUUUGAGAGCAUCUCGCGUGUCGGGGGAAGCAAGAAGAGGACACAGGCCGGGAAGACGGGGCGGUUUGGGAUCGGCUUCAACGUGGUGUACCAUCUUACGGACCUCCCCAGCUUCGUCUCCGGUCAGCACCUGGUGUACUUCGACCCACACUGUGCACAUCUGCCACGUGUCAACGCUGCCAACCCCGGCAAGAGGCUCGACUUCGUCCGCACGCCGGCGAGCGACUCGCAGCGGGACCAGUUUGCGCCGUACAAGGUCUUUGGUUGCGACAUGGCCAGGCCGUUCAACGGCACGCUCUUUAGGUUCCCGCUCCGCACGUCGGACCUCGCGGCCGUGUCCCGUAUCUCGCGCCAGGCGUACAGCGUCCAAGGCAUGUCCGAACUGCUGUCCGAGUUCAAGUCCGAAGCAGUGCCGUCGCUCCUCUUCCUGAAGCACGUCGAAAGCAUCGACCUCUUUGACUGGGCCGCCGACGCAGCCGCACCAACGAAGCUGUUUACUUGCGAGCUGGAGAACUUGAGCCCGGAGAUUCAUAGACACCGACAGGUCUUCUCGCAAAUUGCCCGAAACCCCCUCCCCCGGACGCCCGUCUCCGAUGUCUUCGCUCUCGAGUUUCGGAACAGAGACGAAUCGAACGGUGGUGAGGAGACGCACGAGGUGUACCUCAUUUCUCAAUACAUGGCGGGGAGCCAAAGUGCGAUUGGGGCGAUCAAGUCGCGGGCCGAAAAGGAGUACGACCUGUAUCUGCUGCCGUGGACGUCGAUUGCGGCCAGGCUGGACACUGGAAACGACGCGGCCCCGGCGCUCCUCAAAGGCCGCGCCUUCUGCUUCCUGCCGCUGCCAAUGACAACGGACUUGCCCGUCCACGUAAACGGUUACUUCGAGCUCUCCAGCAACCGCCGCGACCUGUGGAUGGGCCUCGACAUGGAAGGAAGCGGACGCCUCCGGUCCGAAUGGAACCGGACCCUACUUUCGGACGUCUGCACCGCUGCGUACGCCCAACUCCUGCAUCGGGCGACCACUCAGCUAGGCCCCUCCUCUGCCUACUACGCCCUUUUCCCUGCCAACAGACCGGCCGAGCCUUGGAGCCUUCUCGUAGCCAAGCUCUACCAAGCCCUGGCAAACGUACCGAUCCUCCACACGAGCGCCGUCGAUUCGGGCGCCCAGAGAUCGGACAGUGCAAACGCGGUUGGCCGGUGGGUUACUCCCCGCGAAGCGCUGUUCCGCGACGAAGAGUUUGCCCGGGGCGCGGAGCUGACGUCAGCACUUGUCAGCGAGGGGCUCCCGGUGGUCGAGCCCCCCCUGGGGCCGCGGGCGCUCCUUUUGGAGUACGCGACCGGGGGUCAGGCGACCGUAUGCAUGCCGGCGCUCGUGCGCGCGCAUUUGCGGGGGGGCGGGGUCCACCGGGGACUAGAGCGACGUGAAAACGCGCUGACGUUCCUGGAGUAUUGUUUGGAAGACGUUCUCGACGACGAGGCGGGGGAUCACCUCGUGAACCUGCAGCUGAUCCCGCUUUCGGACGGUUCGCUCGGACGGUUCGCUCGGCGCUCCAGACCGUCCGGACAGUCCGAAACGUCCGGGGCGGAUUUUGUGCUGCCAGCGAGCGAACUAGAGGCGCGGCUUCUGAGCGGCGUGCCACACCGAGUCGUAGACGGGAAAGUUGACGGUCCGCUCGGGGAGCGCCUUCGGAGCAUCGCCGCAAGUGGGGGCACGAACGUCCGUACUCUGACGGCGCCCACUCUCGGACAGUUGCUGUCCGACAUUCUUCCGAAGGAGUGGAGGGGAAAGCGCAACGUGGCCUGGGAGGUCCUCGGGGCAAACGCGGAGCUAGACCCCAGCGAACGGGAGCAGGAGUUGCGGCUAUUCACACAACGGGACGAGGUGUUGAGAGCCCAGUCUGGACGGCGGGUGAGCGGAGCCCUGGUCGUGGAGCUGAGUAGGCAGCCCAGUGUGAAUUGGCUCUCGGACCUUUGGCGGUGGCUCGGGGAGAAGUCCCGGGGGGAUGUGCGGACGUUCUCGGACUGGCCGCUCCUGCCCACUUCGGACGGUGGGCUGUGCCAGCUGUCACUUGCUUCCGCCGUCGUUGGCCCGAGUUGGGAGUCUCUGGAAGGCGGAACGGCGGGUUCCUCUUCCAGAGGUUACGGGCAACAACGUGGGCCGUUGAGAAGCGACGAAGGAGUAAGUGCUUCCGAAGGUAACGUGCAGCAAUCUGGGCAGUCGAACAGCGAGAACGGAUCAAGCGGAGUCUCGGACGGUAUUCCGUUGCGGAGGGUAAUAACGGUGUUGAAGAAGCUGGGCUGCCGGUUUCUGCACCCGGGGGGAGCAAUUCCAGUCGCAGAACAUCCCCUUGCCAGUCAGUUUCUACACGCUCCGACUGCAUCCGGAAUUCUGAGCGCAUUCAGUGCAGCCUGCGAGAGCGACGGCGCAGGGCUGGUGUCUCAGCGCGUGGCGAAGCUAGACGUGUCCGAGCGCGCGUCCUUGCGGCGCUUCUUCACACAGCCAAGGUGGUGGUCGGGAGCGCCUGUCCAACCCACCAUUGUAAAUAUCGUCCGCUCACUGCCAAUCUUCGAAACGUACGGCUCCUCCUCGGGGGGGCUAGUCGCCCUGGAAUCUAGCCGCGUGUUCCUAUCCCCAAAAGACGUUGACGAAGCGCUGCUGGGGGAGUCGUUCCUGAAACCGGCUUCGGCAAACGAGGCGCGCAUUCUGGCCGGGUCCCUAGGGGUGCCCGUUCUCGGCCGGGCGGCCUUCUACCGGACCCACGUGUUUGGACGCAUCCUGGGCUUGCCCGCGGACGUCCGCAAUAAGAGCAUGCUCGCGGCGCUCCGGGACCUCCCGGGGCUGUGCUCCGAGGACUCGAGCUUCCGGGAGAUCAUCUCCCGACUGCCUUUUGUCCCAGCAGGGGGGCGGAACGGGGAGGAACUGCUGCCCCCCUCGGCGCUGUACGACCCCCGGGUUGAGGAGCUGGUGCUGCUGCUAGAGGGGGCUCGGAGUAGCAGCGGAAGUCAACCCCCUGCUGCUGAGACCACAAAAACGGAUGCUGCAACAAACGGGGAGAGCAGUUGGAGGGAGUCAGAAGAGGGGUCCGGGGGCAAGUCCGCUUCGCCAACUAGUAGCGGCUUCUUUCCGAGGGGCGAGUUUGCCACGCCGCAGGUUCUCGACGCGCUCCGCUUCCUGGGUCUCAAAACGAGCGUCUCCCAGGAGACUGUCCUCGCCGCUGCUCGCGCUGUGGAACAGCUGGCGGGCUCGGACCCCGAAUCCGCGCUCCUCCAGGGGCGGGCGAUCCUCGAAUAUCUCGAGGUGCACGGACAGCAUUGGACGCCCGGCGCGGGGGAAGAGGUCCGAAAAGCGUUCUCCAAGUUUGGGAACUAUCUCGGCCUCAAGGAGGCACGUGCCUCGGAAACCGGGCUCGAGAAGUUUUGGUCCGACCUGGGGAGCACCCAAUGGUGCCCGGUAAUGGUGACCCCUCCGGACCCGAGCCUGCCGUGGCCCUCCGUUACCGGUACCGUCUCCGCCCCCCGUUUCUGCCGCCCCGCCUCCGACAUGUGGCUCGUCUCCGCAUCAUUGCGGAUCCUCGACGGGGAGUGCCGGUCGGCCGCCCUGGCGCACCAGCUAGGGUGGGACAAAUCCCCGGGCCCUGCCGUGCUCGCUGCGCAGCUAUUGGAGCUCGGGAAGCGCCACGCGCGUGUCGGCGGGCGUGCGGUCGGGCGCCAGCUGGCAGCCGCCAUCCCUCGAAUUUACACCCUGCUUCACCAGCUUCUUGGUCGGGAAGAGAUGGACAUUGUGAAGGCGGUCCUUGAGGGGAGUGCCUGGGUCUGGGUCGGGGACGGAUUCGCUGCGGUCGACCAAGUCGCUUUUACCGGACCGCUCAACCUGGCGCCCUACUUCUUUGUCAUCCCGUCGGACCUCUCCGCCUUCCGCGAGCUCCUCUCCGAGCUCGGCGUCCGGGACGGCCUCGCGCCCCGGGACUACGCGCGCGUGCUCGCGCGCAUGGCGGCCGACACGGCGGGGACUCCUCUCCAGGACGCGCAACUUUCGAUGGCGAUCUGGCUGGUGCAACAGCUGGCGGACGCACACCUCCUCGCAGAGGACGCGGGGUCCGGGAUCCACGUGCCGGACGCGGCGGGAGUUCUGGCGCCCGCUGGGGAGCUUGUGUAUAACGACGCGCCGUGGCUGGAAGGGUUUGGCGGCGCGGCGGGGCUGGCGCCGGCCGCGACGGCGAGCAGCUCGCGGUUCGUGCAUGCCAAGGUGUCCCACGAGGUUGCCGAGCGCGUUGGUGUCCGGUCCUUGCGGCGGCUCCUUUUGGCUGCAAAUGCGGACUCGAUGGAUCUGGCGGUGGGUACGGCUGAGGCAUUCGGACAGCACGAGGCGCUGACCGUCCGAUUGAAGCACAUUGUGGAGAUGUAUGCGGACGGGCCGGGCAUCCUUUGCGAGCUGGUGCAGAACGCGGACGACGCCGGCGCGACGUCGGUGGCAAUCGUCCUUGACCGCGAGCGCUACGGGGCGUCGUCCAUUCUGAGCCCGCGCAUGGCGGCCUGGCAAGGGCCCGCGCUGCUGUGCUACAACAACGCGCAGUUCACCCCGCGCGACCUGCACAAUAUCUCGCGCAUCGGCCAGGACAGCAAGCUCGAGAAGCCAGCCGCGAUUGGGCGGUUUGGGCUGGGCUUCAACUCAGUGUACCAUCUGACCGAUGUCCCGUCGUUUGUGAGUGGCGAGUACCUUGUCUUCUUUGAUCCCCACGCCUCGCACCUCCCGGGCGUCAGCCCCUCCCAUCCAGGUCUCAAGAUUGGGUUCGUCGGCCGCGGUCUGACCCAGCAGUUCCCCGACCAGUUCCGGCCAUACCUGCGCUUUGGAUGCGACCUCCAGCACCGCUUCCCAGGGACUCUGUUCCGAUUUCCGCUCAGAUCACCGGAAGCUGCACGGAAAAGCGAGAUCAAGCAGGAACCCUGCGACAUCGCGGCCCUCACCGAGCUGCUGUACAGUUUCCGCUCCACCGCGAUCGAGGCGCUCCUCUUCCUGCGGAGCGUCCGCAGCAUCAGCGUGUACAUACGAGACCGACCGUCCGAACCGCCCGCUAACCCGUCCGAAACGCCGCUUAACCCGUCCGCUAACCCGUCCGAAAACCUGGAGCUCCUGUACAAAGUCGAGCGGGCGCCGAGCCUCCAGGAAGACCCGCAGCAAGCGAUCCUGAGUUUCAUUCGGGGGGGAGGACGUGACGUCGUCGCGUCGAAGGACGCCUUUCUGCUGCGCCUGCAGCGCGCGGCGGAGAACGGCCUCCCGGGGGGGUGCGCCAAGGUGGACAUCCUCACCACCGGAACCCCCCGUAAAGAGGACUCCCCGUCUCCCACUCCUACUGUACAUACACCCCCCAAUAAGCCCGACUUCGACGGAGGCGACUCCGACAAGUAUAAUGCUGACGUCAUCCUUGACGUCAGCAGGGCCGGAGCGAAUAAAGAGCGGGCGGUGGAGCGGACCGGCCAGAGCUGGCUGGUGUGCAACCGGCUGGGCGGGGGGCGCGCGCGCGCACACGCGCUCGCGGCCGAAACGCGUGGCCGGGGGUUCGUUCCGUGGGCAGGUGUCGCAGCACGGUUGGACGCAGAGAUUGCGGGCCGCGCGUUCUGCUUCCUGCCGCUGCCGGUGACAACGCAGCUGCCGGUGCACACAAACGGCUACUUUGAGCUGAGCUCUAACAGGCGCGACAUCUGGCAGGGCACCGACCACCUGGGCACCCGCAGCAACAUCAAGUCGGAGUGGAACACGUGUCUUCUCGAGGACGUCGCCGCGCCGGCAUAUGCCCAGCUGUUGGUGCACGCAGUGAAGCAGCUGGGGCCUACUCCGGAGUACUCUCGGCUGUGGCCGGUGGGCGACUUGAGGGAUCCCUGGAGCCGGAUGGCGGGAAAGCUGUAUGAAGCGGUGGUGGACCUUCCAGUGCUGCCAACAAAGGCCGGGGGUGGCCUCGGCAGGUGGAUCACCCCCCGUCAGGCGGUGUUCCCCGACUUUCCGUUCGGCGACAUGGGCCCGCUCGGGGCCGCUCUGGUUGCGGCCGGGAUGCCGCUAGUAGACGUCUCGCCGGAAGUCUGUGCCAAGUUCCAGCAGUCAUGCCCCAGCCUGCGGUUCUUGACACCACAGCUCCUGAGGAGGCAGCUCGCAAUCACUGGGGGAAGAAGGCCGAAGCUGACGGACAGAGCGACAGUCGUGAUGGCUCUCAAGUACUGUCUCCAAGGCCUGGGCGACACCCCUCCCGGCGACCUCCUUUUGGGCCUUCCCCUCCUUCCGCUUGCGGACGGUUCCUUGGGCACUUUCGGACGGCCGUCCGAAGGCCCCAUUUUCCUCGCCACCCCCGAAGAGUACGCCGUGUUCGCCAGCAAAGUCCCGCGGCUGUUCCUGGAACAGGGCCCUGUCGUCAGUGAAGAAACGCGGAAGGUUCUCGAGGGGCUAGCCGAGGCAGGGGGAACCAAUCUGAGAGUUCUGAGCGCGGCUGACGUGGCAAGCUCUCUGCUGCCGAAGAUUCUGCCCGCGGGUUGGGAGCGGCGGCUGGAAGUCGAGUGGCGGCCUCCGGCCGAUGCGGAGGGUUUUGCAGGGGGUUUUGACGACCUCGCAGGCGAGGUUAGUGAUAACCCGGAUCAAGGGUCGAGCGGUCACCCGAGCGUGAAGUGGAUGACGGGUUUCUGGAAGUGGUUAGGGGCCAAAGGCGGGCUGGAGCUUUUCACCGACUGGCCUCUCAUCCCGACGUCUGGAGGAACGCUCUGCAAGCCGCUCGAAAUCAACCCAGCGCCGGGUUUGGAAGAUGGCUUUGACCUUGACCCGGAGCGUAAACCAUUCUCCGUCGUUGUGCGAGGAGAAGCGCUGAACGAGGGCGUCGUGGGUUUGCUCCUAAUCGCGGGCUGCCAGCUGUUGCGAAGUGAAAUUGUGGGGACUAACCCGGUUCUAAACCAGUUCGUGCACAGCAGCACGGCUACGGGAGUGCUGGGGGCGCUCUCUGAGGCCGCAACUAGAAAGGGGUCCCCACUGACGGAACUUCUGGAAGCGGCGACGCCCAGUCAGAAGCAGGAAACGCGGGCGUUUCUCUGCCAGUCGAAGUGGUUCAACCAAAGCGGGGCGUCAAGUUCGGAACCGCAGCAGAGGAAUAGUAGUUUGGGGAAUAGCUCAACGGCAGGGGAUAGCUUAUCGACUGCCCACCUGCGUAUCCUUGCGGCUCUUCCCAUCUUCGAGGCGUACACCGGCGCCGAGACUACCAGCGCGAGUGUGAACAGGCUCUUCGUCGACCUGGCCAGCAAGCCGCGCUUUUUCCCACCGCCCGGCGUGCCUGAGUCGCUGCUGAGUGUGAACUUCCUCCGGUGCGAGAACGAGAGCGAGCGCGCACUGCUGGGAAGACACCUGGGCGUCGAAUCCCUUGGACGGGCGGCCUUCUUUUCGGACCACGUCUUCGGACGUCCUGAGAUUCUCACUACUGACGUUGGCCGGCGGGCGAUGCUGGCGGUGUUGGCGGAUCUGCCCAGUUUAGCUGCAGAAAACCCGGGGUUACGGCCCAAAUUAACCCGGUUAGCGUUUGUCCCGACUGGCGCGGGGACACUCGCAGCGCCCGCAGACCUGUACGACCCCGGUGUGAACGAGCUCCACACGUUACUAGACCGGGGCGCGUUUUUCCCAAGCGAAGAGUUUCAGCGCCCAGAAGUCUUGGAGGUUCUGCGGGGCUUGGGUUUGCGGCGUGCUAUGGGCCGAAAGGGUUUGUUGGACAGCGCCCGUUCGGUGGAGAUGCGGGCUGGGUCGGACGUCCGAGAAGCAGUCAAGCGCGGACGGGCGCUUCUGCAGCAUCUGGACGACUUGGAGCGCGCGGCUGAGCCCCACGUGGCACCGGGCGGGAGCGUUCCCACCGCCACUCCUGCAGACGACGCCCCCGGUUCAAAUCCAGCCGGAACGGAGCCCGUUCAAAGUGUCAACCUUUCCCCGGUUGGAAAUGCUGGGCCUCCUUCCCCGGCUCCAGAAAGCGAUCUCGAAGAGGGCGCCUUUUGGACGCAGCUGGCGGGUAUCUCAUGGUGUCCCAUUCUGGAAGAGUCUCCGGACGUCCGGUUGCCGUGGCGGAACCUCGGCGGGCCGCUCGCACCGUCCAAAUUCGUACGCCCCAAGGAGGACGCCUGGCUGGUCUCGUCCGGGUUACGCCUUCUAGACGGCGAGGUCAAGUCGGCUAACCUGAAAACGAAGCUGGGCUGGGGGGAUCCCCCGGGCGUGAACGUGCUGGCGGGCCAGCUUCUGGAGCUCGGGAAAAUGUAUCCCCGAGUGGAAGACGAGGGGUUAGCCGAGAUUUUGGGAGGGGCGGUUUCGACGCUUUACACGGCGCUUCAAAAUGUUGUCGCAACCGAGGAGUUCGAAGUCGUGAGAGCUUCGCUCGAGGGAAGCAACUGCGUCUGGGUGGGGAACGGCUUCGUCUCGGCGCGGAGCAUCGCCUUCGAGUCGCCCGCCAACUUCCACCCAUACCUCUACACGAUCCCGUCGGAGCUGGCCCCCCACAGGCGGCUGCUGGAAGCUCUGGAGGUGCGGAAACGGUUUGCGGCGCGGGACUACGCGCAGAUGCUGUUCCGGAUGGCGCGGGACGCCAACGGAGAACCGUUGCCGAGCGAGCAACUGAACGUGGUCUUCCGCGUUUUGGAUGUCUUAGCGGAUGACCCGGGGCCUGCCCAGGUGACCUCGAUUCUGCUCCCCGACAAAACCGGAAGGCUUUCCCGAGCGGAAGAUCUGGUCUUCAACGACGCUUCCUGGCUGGCCGGGGAUGCGGAAACGGGGCCCCGGUUGGUGCACCCGGACGUUUCAAACGAAGUCGCCGAGAAACUGGGCGCGCGUUCCCUGCGCUACAUGUUUUUGGUCGACCAAGAAAUGACGAGCGACGUGCCGUGCCCCGGUUUGGAGCUAACACGCGCCGUUACCGACGAACCCAAGCUGGUGCUGUUUGACCUGCUGGAGGUUGCUGACGUGGCAGGCGCCCGGAGGGUCGAGAUUUUGAUCGACGGUCGGGAACACCCUCGGCAAAGUUUGCUCCAGCCGAACUUGGCGCCGUUCCAGGGCCCGGGGGUCGUUUUCCGCAUGGACGGGCCCCCCCUCAGCGUCCAAGAACUUUCCGCGCUCUUCGCCUCCCCUCCUGCGAAACUUCGUGGACGGAACUGCACCUACGGGAGCGCGCUUCUGAGCUGUUUCUCGCUGACGGAUUUACCGUUCAUCGCUUCGGGGGGGCUGCUCUACAUGUUCGACCCUCAGGGAAACAUUCUGACUGCGUCUCCAACCGGCGAAAUUGGAAAGAGGAAAGGCCCUACCGGGAAGGCGUACUCACUGACCGGAACGGACCUGGUAACCCGCUUUGCUGACCAGUUGGCGCCCCUGGGGUUAACGCCGGAUUCGCAGUCCGGUUUGGCCGUAACUCAGUCGGAGGGCACGGUGAUCCGGCUGCCCCUGAGAGUGGCGUCCGAAAAUCAGCCGGGCGCUUCGACGGACGUCCGAGAAGCGGUUGACUUCUUCCAGGAACACGUGGCGCCGUCUCUGUUGUUCCUGCGGACUGUGGAGGAGGUGGCGGUAAGAGUUUACCAGCCGGGAAGCGACAGAGCUCAGGAGGUGCUGCGGUGCGCCAUUCUGCCGCAGCAUGUGGAGCUGAGACAGCCGUUCCAGGAUCAGCAGAAGAAGCGCAGCAAGUUCGCCAUCAGCAGCCUCUUCAGCGGACAGUCCUCCGUCGUCCGCACCAACCGCAUCGCCGUCGAAACCUCCUCCGCUCAAAACCCUCAGCCGGUGCUAGACGAGUGGCUCGUGGUACAAGCUCUCGGCUCCGGGAAGACCCGGGACAUGUCCCUCGACCGCAAGUAUUUGUCGCUCAACCUAGUUCCGGUCGGGGGAGUGGCCGCACACGUCAUGCGUGACGGGAUGCCCAUACCCCACCCUGCGGCCGUGAGUGCAGAGCCGGAAAGAGGUUCGAACGGAGGGAAUGUGGGUGGCGCAGCGAACGGUGGCGCAGAAAACUCGUCGGUAGCUCACGAGAGAAGUUCAGACGGCGGAGAGGGAUGGGCUCAUUUUGAAGAAAGAGAGGAGGAGGGGCGAACGCCCAACGGCGACUCUUUGACCUUGGAGGAGAACGAGGGCACUUCCUCCCCUUCGGACGCUGUUCGAGAAGAACCCAAGCUGCAGAGCUUGCCGCUCGACUUCACCCCUUCUUCGCGGAUCCCCCACGCUAGUGCGGUUCACCUGGGGCUGCCGAUAUGCGGAGGAGAAGGCCUCCCGGUGAUCCUCUCUGGCCACUUCCUACCAGCUAAAACCACCUCUGGGCGCCAGCUGUUCCAGCGCGGUGUGAAUGCGCCUCCCCACUCGGCCGAUCCUCACCAGCCGUCCCCCGACUUUCUUCGCCUCAACUGGAACCGAGAGCUCUUGCUGUGCGUCCGAGAAGCGUACGUCGAGCUUCUCGUGCAUUUACACCGGGCAAGCAACCCCCAGACGUCACAGCCACAGCGCCCCCAAGGCGGGAACGGUCGGCUCGAGCCAGUAAUGGUUCCCCCGAUGACCCCCGAGCGGCUGUAUUCUUACUGGCCCCGAUUCACCAUCGCGGCUCUCACCGGACAACCGGACGACUCGGUUCUUGCAGAGACGCUCGUCCGGCCGAUGUAUGGGCUCCUAGCACAGCUGCCCCUGUUUCUGCUCCAGACCGGGGUACGGGCGAAGAUUGGCGAGGGCAUGUUUCUGGCGCCCCCGGCAGUUCAAGAGCGGCAGGGGGUCGUGCCGCCUGCCAGUGUUCUCCAGUUCUUGCACCAGCACUACCAGGUGUUUGCCGUGCCCUGGGAGAUCCGCGACGAGUUGCACGGCGCGGGCGUUUCCACCAGCGACCUCACCCCCAAGAUGCUUCGCUCUCUACUACGCUCCCCCACCGCUGCGAUCCACCAACUCCCGGACCCCCACCAAGCGCUGCUAACUCAGGUCGACCUACUCGAGUACUGCUGCGCAGACCUGAUUCUAAAACCGGACCCCCUGGCUCUCGAGCCAGCCCCCGACCAGAACGGGGUCUCCCGUGAGGUCGGGAGAGACAACGACAGGGAAAGGGCGCCGAAUGCAAACGGCGGGGAGCGGUUGCCACGGGCCGAGGAACUAGGGCGAGGGGAACAGGAGGCCGCGAUCCGUGCGCAGGCCGCCGAGCUCCGGAGAAUCACUCAGGGGGCGACCGGGCCAGCCGGGGGACCCCCCCGGGGGGUGGCCCUCGUAUCGCAAAGCGCAUUCGCUCCGGACAUCGACCGGUUGUUCGGCGCGGGGUCCGCUCGAGCUGCGGACACUUUCGUCGCAAGCAUCGCCGGUGCGAUAGCCGCCGGCGGGGGGCCCGGGGCCCAGGCAAACGGCCCCCCCGCCAGGCGGGCUCCGGACGCUCCGGUUGAGGAGGUGGUGCGAGAUGCGGACGGGAACGUCGUCCGAAUUGACGGCCAGAAAGUGACGGAGUUGAUCGGCGUCCGGUGUCCGGCAGCCUCUGGGGAAAUGUUCCGGCUUGGAGGGGAGGCGUUUUUGGCGACCCCUGCGCAGGAAAAUCUCCUCCCGGGGCUGGCGCCCAAGUUCGUGCACUCGCUUGCCACGCAGCGGGGGUCUCUUUCCACACUCUUCUCGCACCCCCAGUUCCGGGGCGCGCUCAACCUGAAGCUUUUCACACAGCAGCUGCUGGCAGCGAACCUAGGAAGUGCGCUGCCGAAAGUGUGGGCGAUAAGAGGGACUCCGAUUAUUGUCCCCUGGGACUCUCACCCCCACGCGCUGCCCAGUGCGCCGUCGCCCGAUUGGCUGAAGCGGCUCUGGCGGGAGGUCGGGGCGAAUGGGGAUGCGCCACGUGGCGCCGCAGGGAGCGCGCCAGAUGUCGCCCAUCUGUUGGACGGCGGCAUGUUCGGGCGGUGGCACCUGCUGCCAGCGGUGCAGGGCGCGCAGACGGUGCUCGUGCGGGGGGACCAGAAAGACCUUGUUUUCUACCCCCCGGCUGAGUUGGACGACAACGGCCCGUUCUUGCGCGAUCUGGGAGCUUCAGAGAUCCCGCCGGACAACCAUUCCGACAGCGAAGAAGAGACCGACCCGCUGUUGGAUCCGAGGCGAAAUCGCGAUUCGACGAGCCCUUCACAACCCGCCCCCAACGAAACUUCCGCUGCCACCAGCGGCACCGAGGACGCCAGCACUGCUCAUGACGUCAGCAACCCCCGCGACGCCAGCACGACUGCUGACGUCAGCACCCCAGAUGACGUCAGCAUCAGGAGAGCUCUUACCGAGACGGCGGUUCGUUACCCACGUCUGGCGGCGGCCCAUCCGUGGCUGCUGCCUCUUCUGCGGAGCAUUGGGGUCCCGAUCUUCGACACCCGUUUCAGGGGGGUGUGCGAGAGGCUGGUGAAGCCCCCCCCCGGGAAGGACGUGGCGCAGCUCCUCCUGGCGCGCCUGGGGGCGCUGCAACAGGCGCGCGUUCUCGACGUGUCAAGUUUGACCUUCACCCCCUCAGAGUGCGACUCCCUGGUCUCUGUCUUCGCCGGCUCCUAUGGCCCCGACCGCUACACCCCCGCUGACGUCACCCUCCUCAAGUCCCUCCCAAUCUACAAGACCGCACACACCGGCGACCACGUCAGCCUCCCUGCGGGGGGUCCGAAUCCCUACUGCACGGUCCCCCCUGCGAUGUUUCUGAAGCCCCGGGAGAGGGUUUUGGAGUACCGGGCAGAUGCCGGGGGGCUGUUCGCGGCGCUGGGAGUGAAGGAGCUGACGGAUGCUGACGUCAUGGCUGAGCACGCGCUGCCGGAGUUCGGCGUCCGCAGCCGCGAGGAGCGGGACCGGACGCUCGGACACCUGCAGGCGCACUGGGCCCGGUUCAAGCAGGUUCCAGCUGUUGUUGCCGCCCUCAAAGAAACCGCCUUUGUUCCGUCCGCCGGCCCUUCGCCAGACGGAACGGAACGCUCCCUCCACAAGCCGUCAGACCUCCUGGACCCAAGCAACACACUCCUCCGUCGGGUGUUCUUCGACGAACCGGAACGCUUCGCCGGGGGCGAGUUUGCCUCCGAACGAUGGCUUCCGAUCCUUCGCGAUGCCGGGCUACGUUCUAGCAUGGACGGAAGCCUCUAUCUAGAGUGCGGGAAAAGAAUCGAGGCGCGGGCGAAGGGGGAGGUCCGGUCUUCGGCGGCGGUGCUGCCCCCCGUCACGAGUGUCGAGAGCCGGUUUAGGAGGACGGAUAACCGGGCGCCGGUUAGCGGUAACCCGUCUGAGGCGGAGGCAACUAGCGGGGGGACCGACAGGGAGUUGCUCGAAGUUGCGGGGCUGCUUAUUGAGAAGAUGCUGGGCGAAUUUGCGAACGUGUUCGGUCCCGCCUUCUGUGAAGCUUUCAGUCAGAUCGGGUGCGUCCCGGCAGAGAGGAUCAUUUUCAAGGACGUCCGAACAGGCCGCGGGGGCGCCCGGACAACCAGCGUGCGGACGGUUCUCGCUUCUUACCAAGAAUCGGUGCUGUCCAAAGACUGGGCUCUGGCUUGGAGCUCCGCCCCGGUUCUAAAAAGCGAGCAGGUUAUCCCCCCGGCCUUCGCGUGGGGUGCUCUGAAGCUGCGGAGCCCCCCUGCUUACGCCACCGUAGUCGCGCACCUCAAAACUCUUGGCCAAAACGGGGGGGAAGACGUGCUGGCGCGCUGGGGGGGGAUUACAGGGGCGCGGACGGCGGGGGGACACGUGUCAGUCGAGGACGCGUUCCUGGCCGUUUUCAGAUUUUUGGAUUCGAAGUGGGACGGGCUGUCGGUGUCGGAGCGGGGCUUCCUGAGGGGCGUUCCGUUCAUUCCGGUUGCCAACGGAACGCGCCUGGUGGCCCCGGAUCGUUUGUACGCGCGCGCGCGCACCGACUUGACGCCGUUCGCAUUCGAGCUGCCGCGGCUAUUCACACCGUACCUCAGGGUUUUGGAGGGGCUGGGAACGGGGGACGCGCCAACGUCGGAGGGGCUGCUGAAGCUGAUUGCGGAGGUCGCCCAUGCCGCCGGCGGCGAGCGCCUCAACCCCAACGAGCUGCACGCCGUGCUGCGCAUCCUCACCCUGGCGUCCGAAGAGCUGGGCAGCGUCCGGAGCCGCGGUCUCGCCGUCCGAAAAGAGCGCAUUGUCGUGCCGGACGAGGGCGCGCGUCUGCAGAGGCUGGAUGACGUCAUCUGCGCGGACGCCGCGGGCGCGAGCCUGGUGAACGAGAUCGACGGCCGGAAGGUCCGGCUGACGCACCCGCUGCUGUUGGAGGAUGUAGCCGCGCGGCUCGGCGUCCGGAAGCUGUCCGAGAGCGUGGAAGAGGAGCUCGACCAAGCCUGGUUCCCCGAGCACCUCCCCUCCCUCGGAACGUUCUCCCGAGACCAAAUCGCGUCCCGCCUCCAAGCCCCCGACUUCGUAAAAGCAGCCACCGCUCUAGUUCACAGCCACGCCGCCGUCGUGCCCUCCCUCCGGCAAGUCACGAGGCGCCACGUGGCAGCCGCUCUGGCCAGCGCGGCUGACGGGCUCCGGCUGGUAAAGACGCUGAGCACGCGGCUGGUGCUGCUGCCCAGCCGAGAGGACGUAACGCUCCGGGAGGAGUGGCCCGAAGCGUUACCUCAGGAGGCGGAAGCAAGUACGGCAGAGAUGCCCCCUGAAAGUGCGAGCUUCAGCGGAAUGACGUCAGAGGACGCGGAGGGCGCAGGGGGGUCCGAAUUCACCGAAAACCAGCCCCUCAUUGCGAGGGUCCCUCAGAGCGCGCAAGGCGAGCCGGGCCCUCUGACCAGACCCCAGUCACGUGCGUACUCUUCCGUCCCAACGCACGACGACAUUGUGCCACCUGGCGCAUCCCAGCCCCCCCACCAAAGCUCACCCACCCGGCCCCCCCGGCAAGCCCCCCGCGUUCACACCCCCUCCCGGCAGCGCACCGUGUACGAGUUCUUCGAUCAGCGCUCGGGGAUGCUGUUCAUCGCCGCGCCGCCAUCAUACCUCCCCCUCCAGGAGCUCUUCUCGGGCGCGCUCAGCCGGCUGCUGAGCUCCCCGGUUCCCCUCCCCCUGGGCGCCCUGCUGUUCGCCCCCCCGGGAGAAGUGAUUCCGCUGUGCCGGGCGCUGCGCGUUCCUCUGCAGGAAAUGACGGACGAGGAGGGGGCGCGGCAGAGGGACGCGCAGAGGAGCGGAGCGCCCGGGGAAAAGUUGCUGCUAGAGGACCUGCCGCUGGUGCAGUGCCACCCGCUGCGACCGUACCAUGCUGGCGAGGUGGUUGCCUGGCAGCCCGGCCCGUCCGAGGCCGGCGUCCUGCGCUACGGCCGCAUCGCCCAGGACGUCCGCGCGCCGUCCGGCCAGGCGCUCUACUACGUGGCGCUCGAGACGCGCCCGGGGCAUGUGCAGGACCUCCUCUCCAGUGCCGUCUUCUCCUUCCGUAGCGCCUCCUCGCCGGACGGAGGCCCUGUUCCCGGGACGGCGGAACAAUCUCGUGCCCAAUUUUCGUCGCCAGCAGCUUCUAUGGGGCCCUUUGCUCCUCGCCAAGAAGCGAGCCGUGGGGCAGAG